AUGACACUCGUAAUCAACGUCUACAUCUACAACCCGUCGUACCUCGAGCAUGGCGAUGAAGGAAAGACGUCCAAGGAAAUAGAUAUGGCCCAUAUGGACUUGUCAGGCGACAGGGUGAUCCUCACUCAAGAUGUCCUUGACCCUCUCAACUUACCUGGAAACAAUGGCUUCUAUCUUGAGGUCAUUGCUUAUGUUUGUCGCACUAAAGUAGGCGACAAGGUCAUCGACACCUUGACGCGAACGGACCCAACAAAUGAGUUCAGCGUGCACCCGUUUCAAGGCUCCAGCUCGGAUUUCAGUGGCGACACGAGCGAUGAAGUGCCGGAAACCAGAAACGAUGAAAGUGGCAGCGGCGCAGUCGGUGUCGACGAGAGCACUCAAGAAGGUGGAGGAAAUCAGUGUCCCAACACUGACAUCAACGACACCACGGCCGCGACGGACUCGGACGGUGACGAAGGGCGCAACAGCGAUGACCCAAUGUGGCAGCUGCUAGAUCCGGCUGUUGUUUGCUACUUACUCGACCACCCCGAGGAGUUCGAAGGAGCCGACGAAGUUUAUGUUGUGAUAGUUCCAUACAUCGUUCUAGGCUACAUAAGCAUUCGCUUCUUGGUCCGAAAGGAUGUCCAGGGUGCUACAAGGUCAUUCCUGACAACCCCUCCGCUCGCCUUCCUCACACCCACGGGCGGGAUAGCUGCUCGCUCUGUUUCGCGCCCAAUGCCGGCCGCCUAG
Messenger RNA from Fomitopsis serialis, 729 nucleotides. RefSeq lists its product as uncharacterized. The transcript has 6 exons. Lineage: Eukaryota; Fungi; Basidiomycota; Agaricomycetes; Polyporales; Fomitopsidaceae. The record is from RefSeq and is a predicted model, not a curated record. The coding region runs from base 1 to 729 and encodes 242 amino acids.